AUGAUUUUAUACUCUUUAUACGACUGCUUGGAUUUUAAAGGGUGGUUGUUUUUGACUUGUUUUCUGCUGCUGCUUAUAGAUUUAAUCAGGAAUAAAAACCCAGCAAAUUUUCCACCAGGACCAUGGCCUUUACCCAUCUUAGGAAAUGUCUUCACUGAUGUUAACUAUAAAACUGUGGAUCAGCUGAUUGAGAAGUAUGGGAACAUAUUCAGUGUCAGGAUUGGAAGUGAUAAAAUAGUGUAUGUGUCUGGGUUUAAAAUGGUGAAGGAUGUUUUGAUCACUCAAGGGGAAAACUUCACUGACCGUCCUGUUUCACCAUUGUUUGACACACUUUAUAAAGGCAGAGGCCUGUCCUUCAACAAUGGCUAUUCGUGGAGAAAGCAUCAACAGUUUUCCAUGAGUCACCUGAAAAAUUUUGGAGAGGGGAGGAAGACUCUAGAAGAAAAUAAUCAACGAGAGUGCUACUUCCUGUGUGGAGCCUUCAAAGAGGAGCAGGGCCGCCCCUUUGACCCUUUGGUCAAAAUCAAUAAUGCAGUAGCCAACGUUAUCGGCUUCCUGGUGUUCGGCCAUCGAUAUGAGUAUAGUGAUGUUAAUUUCCAGAAGCGUCUACAGAUGAGUGCGGAGUCAGUGUUUCUUACAGGAUCUGUGUGGAACCAGCUGUAUGAUGCCUUCCCAGGUAUAAUGAAGUGGGUGCCUGGACCUCAUCAGACAAUCAUUUCAAACUAUCAAAAGUUAGCAAACUUUCUGGAAGAGAAGAUUGAGCAACAUAAACCAGACUGGGACAUCAGCAAUCCGAGAGAUUAUAUUGAUGCCUACCUAACCGAAGCAGAGAAGAAGAAGAAUGAUACAGAGGCAGGGUUUACUGUUGGCAGUUUGGUGUGGUCCAUGGUGGAUUUGUUUGAGGGGGGAACUGAAACAACAACCAACACACUCCGAUGGGCUCUGCUUUUCCUCAUCAAGUACCCUGACAUUCAAAAAAAGGUGCAAGCAGAGAUUGACGAGGUGAUUGGUUCCCGUCUUCCUUCUAUGUCUGAUAAAGCAAACAUGCACUACCUGAAUGCUUUCAUUCAUGAGGUCCUCAGGAGAGCAAACCUUGUGCCUCUUAAUAUGGCUAGAGUUGCAAAAAAGGACACAACUCUGGGGGGCUACUUCAUAACAAAGGGAACUGUGAUGAUCACAAACCUGACCUCAGUGCUGUAUGACAAACAGGAAUGGGAAACACCAGACGCCUUUAACCCUAAACACUUUCUAGACUCAGAGGGCCACUUUUGUAGGAGAAAUGCCUUUUUUGCCUUCUCAGCAGGCAAAAGGCAGUGUCCAGGAGAGUAUCUGGCUCACUUGGAGCUGUUCAUCUUCCUCACCAUCCUCCUGCAGACCUUCAGCUUCAGCCCUCCUGACGGAGAAGAGCCCAGUCUGGACAGUCAGGUGGGCUUCACUCAAGCGCCGCUGCCCUACAAGAUCUGCGCUCAUCCCAGAUGA
Molecule: messenger RNA, 1479 nt
Organism: Danio rerio (zebrafish)
Lineage: Eukaryota; Metazoa; Chordata; Actinopteri; Cypriniformes; Danionidae
Gene: cyp2ad6
Product: cytochrome P450, family 2, subfamily AD, polypeptide 6
Cellular component (GO): endoplasmic reticulum membrane; membrane
Molecular function (GO): oxidoreductase activity, acting on paired donors, with incorporation or reduction of molecular oxygen; iron ion binding; oxidoreductase activity, acting on paired donors, with incorporation or reduction of molecular oxygen, reduced flavin or flavoprotein as one donor, and incorporation of one atom of oxygen
Source: RefSeq, marked provisional